AUGGAGAAGAAAUCAAGAGAAGAAAAGCUUAACCAAGUUUCCAAGGGAAACGUUUGGGAUUGUGGCAGCACCCUAUACGAUUCCUUCGAGCUCAACUCCUUGAAACGCCAAUUGGACACGGCAAUAGCGAAUUCCCCGAAAAACAGAAGAACCCUUUCCAUGUCUCAUUUACCCGAACGUUGUCUCUCGUUUCAAGUUCAUCCACAACCACGACCACAACCACCCAGCAUGUCCAACAACAAGCCUUUCAAGAUCUCUCGAACCUUCCAUAAACUCCUUCGAUUUGUUUUCAAGUCCAGCAACAAAUUAAGGACUUCUAGUUCUUGUUCUAGCUCUAGUUCUUGUUCUUGUUCUAGUUCUAGUUCUACCAUCCCUGGUAAUAAGACUACUUUCCAAGUUGCAGAAAAAUAUUCCAGUAAAGACCGUGUCUACGUUGUUUACGAUAAAUCCGAACCCGUUCUCUCCACAAUUCCCGAACUUCCGGAAUUUGAGGUGGGCCUGCUUUCGCCGGAGAUCAAUUCGUUUGUGAGAAAGUCAGCGUCGGAGAGGUUUAUGCUCACCACCGCUAUCGGUAUUUCGUGUGCGUAA
This is a messenger RNA of Sphenostylis stenocarpa, 588 nucleotides long. NCBI's taxonomy places the organism in Eukaryota, Viridiplantae, Streptophyta, Magnoliopsida, Fabales, Fabaceae. The record is from the annotation of a GenBank genome assembly.